GAACCCAAUCUAAGGAUGGAGAAGAGGUCUCGAAGCUCUUCCAGGGAGUCUCAUAAGCGAAAUAGAAAUUCUCCACCUAAGAACGAAAGAGGAAAGUCAGAGAAAGGUGAUAGAGUCAGUAGCAGCCAAAAUGCUGGACAGGAGAAGCAGGAUUCUAAGAGGAGGAAAGGAAAGGAGGACAAGGAAGGUGGAACUACCCUAGAAGCAGAUAACAGAAUCCAGACUUCCACCAUAGUGGAUGUAGAUGAUGUCAUGGGCUCCUUGGAAGACGAAACUGAAGUGAUGGCACUGUUGGAAAGUGAACAACAGGAUGAAGGUAUAAAAUCAUCUCAUCUAGGAAUCUGUGAGUGGCUUCUCAUCAUCUUAUCCCUGCUGUUCAUCAUGGCAACUUUCCCCCUCUCUAUUUGGUUCUGCAUAAAGGUAGUGCGGGAGUAUGAGAGAGUCAUUAUAUUCCGUCUGGGACAUCUUCUUCCAGGAAGAGCCAGAGGCCCUGGUCUUUUCUUCUUUCUGCCCUGCCUGGAUACCUACCACAAGGUGGAUCUUCGCCUCCAAACCCUAGAGAUUCCUUUCCAUGAGGUGGUGACAAAAGAUAUGCUCAUAAUGGAGAUAGAUGCCAUCUGCUACUACAGGUUGGAAAAUGCUUCUCUACUCCUAAGCAACAUUGCCCAAGUGUCCAGAGUUGUCCAGUUGCUGGUACAAAUCACCAUGAAGCGCCUCCUGGCCCAUCGCUCCUUCACUGAGAUACUCCUAGAGAGGAAAAGCAUUGCCCAAGACAUCAAGGUGGCUUUGGAUGCAAUCACAUGUCGCUGGGGAAUCAAAGUGGAGAGAACAGAAAUUAAAGAUGUGCGACUGCCCACAGGCCUCCAGCAGUCACUGGCUGUGGAAGCAGAGGCUCGAAGACAGGCCAAAGUGAGGAUGAUUGCUGCUGAAGGGGAGAAGGCUGCCUCGGAAUCCCUGAGGAUGGCGGCUGAGAUACUAUCGGGCAGCCCAGCAGCUGUCCAACUUCGCUAUCUUCACACCCUUCAAUCUUUGUCCACAGAGAAGCCAUCCAGUGUCAUCUUACCUUUGCCCUUUGAUCUCACAAGUCUCUUACCUCCUGCUGGCAACAGAAUGCAAGGAAGCCUCCCCUUACCCAAUCCUCCCAGGCAGGUAGAAACGCGGGAUCCCUCAAAGAAAGAUUCUCCCAUGUUGUAA
Molecule: messenger RNA, 1194 nt
Organism: Vombatus ursinus (common wombat)
Lineage: Eukaryota; Metazoa; Chordata; Mammalia; Diprotodontia; Vombatidae
Gene: NPHS2
Product: NPHS2, podocin
Exons: 8
Coding region: 16-1194 (392 amino acids)
Cellular component (GO): plasma membrane
Source: RefSeq, a predicted model, not a curated record